GUUACGCAGUUCGAUACGUGUUUACGUACGAGACGUCCUCACUGGCGAUAUUACGUAAAUUCCAAAAGACAGGAAGUUUUGAUGUGGCUUUGGUUGCUAUCAAAAUGUCAGCCAUUUUCAACUUCCAGUCACUGCUAACCGUGAUUCUCCUGCUGAUCUGUACCUGUGCCUACAUCAGAGCGCUCGCUCCCAGCCUGUUGGACAAGAAUAAAACCGGACUCCUAGGAAUUUUCUGGAAAUGUGCCAGAAUAGGUGAGCGGAAGAGUCCCUGGGUGGCCUGCUGCUGUGUCAUCAUGGCGUUCAGUAUACUGUUUCUACAAUAGCGCAGUGGCCCGUACAAUUACAAAUGGAACAAUGAAGAUGUGGACAAGAAAUGAGACAUGGACUGUAUGUUCCUAGAAAGGACUUCCAUUGGCUGUCACUUAGAUAAUGUGUUAAAAUUACAAAAAGAUAAAGCCUAAUUUUAACAUGCCGUAACCACGGAGACACAGAAUGUGUGUGUGAUAGCACAGGGGUUCGCUGAUAGUCUCGGUCUGUCUAAUCCUCUCUACAGAGCUCCAGAUUUGGGUCUGUGUUCAUCUGAAAUGUUUACGACUCUGAUACAGGUGCAUUCGCGAGGGGUGGGAAUCAGGAGUGGCUUUGCUUCUAUUAAGAAUUAUUUGUGGGAUAAAUUGAUACAUAGUUCGCCAAGGAAAAUUGGGGGAUUUGUGUUUGUUUAUAAUUGCAACAAGCUUAAAUUUUACACAAAAAAGAAAUCCACAUAAAUGUCCAUACUUCCAAAAGCUUUUCAUGGUUUGUCUGGAUUCUUGUAUCUAAAGAAGUUGAAUACAUUCAACACCAGUUUGCGUCUGUAGACAUGUCAAGUUUCGUCUUGACCCUUUUUUUUUUUUUCUUUAAUCACUCAGACUGCAGCUAUUUAUUUUAUAAAAACAGUUUUUUUUUAUUCUUUAUUUUUGAUUAGUACUGUCUUUUAUCUUGGUUACAUUCAUUGUAAUGUCACACAGUAAUGGGUGUUGUUAAUUCUCUUUAUAGACAAGCGGAAAUGCAUUUGCAAUAAAUCUUUCAAUGUUG
Messenger RNA from Xiphophorus maculatus (southern platyfish), 1071 nucleotides. It is a transcript of the gene tmem167a, whose product is annotated as transmembrane protein 167A. Lineage: Eukaryota; Metazoa; Chordata; Actinopteri; Cyprinodontiformes; Poeciliidae. Gene Ontology annotation, biological process: intracellular transport; protein secretion. The transcript is spliced from 4 exons. The coding region runs from base 105 to 323 and encodes 72 amino acids. The record is from RefSeq and is a predicted model, not a curated record.